Drosophila novamexicana is the source of this 1713-nucleotide messenger RNA. RefSeq names its product major royal jelly protein 1. Gene Ontology annotation, cellular component: extracellular region. The transcript is spliced from 4 exons. The coding region runs from base 73 to 1692 and encodes 539 amino acids. The record is from RefSeq and is a predicted model, not a curated record. Lineage: Eukaryota; Metazoa; Arthropoda; Insecta; Diptera; Drosophilidae.
AACGCUUGGACGUGUCGCGAGCAGCAACAAAUUAAGAAAACGAACACGAAUACGCUUGGAACAGCAAGCUGAAUGUGCCUCAAACCAACUCUCGCCAUGCACAGCAUUCUCGCCACAGCCCUUUGCCUGCUGCUCUGGUCGAAUGGGCGGCUGCCUGUUGACGCCCAAGCGCCUGGAUUGCAGGUGGUGAAGCAUUGGAAGCUGCUGGGCUACAACUUUGAGUCAAGUGCACGGGCCAGCGAUCCGCAGUUUUAUAAUCCAGAGAAUGUGCUCAUCACGGGCAUUGCCGUCACAGAGGAUCGUAUUUUUAUAGCCACGCCCAAGCUGUUUUCAGGCGUCUCCUCCACUGUGAGUUGGGUGUCCAAGGCACAGAUUGGCGACUCGCCCACGCUGCAAGCAUAUCCCGACUGGUCCUUCUCGAACACAGCGCGCUCCAAUUUCAAUUGCAGCGAUCUGAUCUUGACUUCGGUCUAUCGCCUGCGCAUCGACUCCUGCAAUCGCCUGUGGCUGCUCGAUGCGGGCAUCUCGCGCUCUCUGGAGGACUAUGAGAUCACCUGCCCGCCCAAGAUACUUGUGGUCGAUCUAAACACGGAUCGUGUGGUGCGUCGCAUUGAUUUCCCGCCCGAGGUGUUGCGUGGUGAGACGUUAUUUACCAACAUGGUCAUUGAUGAGACCACGGCCAAGAGCUGUGACGAUGUUUUCGUAUACAUCACGGAUACCGUGGAGCCGGGCAUUAUUGUAUAUGACAGCGGCAAGGAUGUCACCUGGCGUCACUCGCAUCCAGCCAUGUAUCCCGAUCCGGAUUUUGCGCAGUCCGAGAUUCACAACGAUCGCUUCGUGCUGAUGGAUGGCGUUGUGGGCUUGACGUUUGAUGAGCGCAAGGGCGUGGUCUACUUCCAGCCACUGGCCACAGAUCGUGUCUUUUCGGUUCACAAGAAUGUACUACGCGGCGGUCCACUGCCGAGUGGCCAGAUGCUGGAUGUCAAGCUGGUGGGCAAGAAGUCCUCGCAGGGCAUUGGCUUGGCGGUGUCACCGUUCGACGGCAGCCUGAUCUUUAGUCCGCUCACCGAGACGGCCAUUGCCUCCUGGAAUCCAAGCAACAAUCAGCAAUCCGUGCUGGCCCAUGAUCGCGAUAAGCUGCAGUUCGUGGCGGACAUGACAACAACCCGCGCAGAGCCGGGUGUCAUCUAUGCCAUAUCCUCCAAGUUUCAUCGCUUCUUCCUGAAGAAUCUGAAUCCCAAUGAGUACAACAAUCGUAUAGUGCGUCUGGAGCUGCCGCACGCCAAGCCCGGCGCCCCCAAGAGACCCCUGCUGGGGCAUCCGCUGACGCUGACCACGGCUCCAGCCCACAACAGUUUGCUGCACUACAAUUUGUACAAUACACACGUGCACGCUCAGAGCACCACAAAUGCGCUGCAAACGUACUUUACAAGUCCGGCGCUAACCACGCCCCUCACCACCAAGACACCCUACAAAUUCGAGAACGCGGGCAUUGUCAACUAUGGACUGCGCAAUCCAUUCACAGCGCUCAAUCAAGGCGAGGCCUUUCCGCCCACCAAGGCUACACGGGACAACUAUCAGCGUUCCUAUCUGGACACCCUCGUGGGUGGCCCUGUGACCACGGCAGCAGCAACAGCACCAGCUGCGCCCACGCCCUACUCCAACCGCCACAGUGGUUACUACUAUCAUUAAAAACGUAUUUAUAAAUGUUUA